AUGAGCUCUGUAACACCGCUCAUUUCGCAGCAGCUUGGUUUCGAGCGGUGGAUACUUUUGAGCUACCCCCACCGCGGCUCACGACAUGAUGUCGAGUAUCAAUGUCUUGGAGUCCCCCUUUUGGUCCGAAGAGGUGGGCACACCUGUGGUUCUGUACGUCUGAGUGGUCGAGGAAAAAACGUUGCGAGGGUUUCGGGGAAAUACUCGCCAGCACUUGGUAAGUCGGUUGGCCAGUCAGAAGUAAGCAGCAGAACGAAAGUUCUAACAGAUGCGUACGGUGUUGGGCGCCUCCAACGUACAAUUGGUACCGGGUGGAGGGAGCUCCGCUACAUUGCAAAGAAGCAGAGUAAGCAUUUUGUUAUGUACUGUGUUCCAGUUAUAUAUCAUGUGUAUAUCUUCAUGGUUUUGAGCAGUACAUUUUCCAUAUCAUCUGCUCUUGAGCCUUCUCCUACAUUCCGAAAUCAUCACCAUCGCCAUCAUCAUCACAUACAUAUACUGGUAUUCGCUACUUACAUACAUAAGCUUCGGACGAAACUUUAUAUUUUAUUUUUGGCCAUGUAUCCAACUAUCUCGACCACUACCACAACCGAGGCUUUUUUGGCCGACUUUACGUCCGCUCUUGUGUCCAAUUCCCAUGCAAUAUAUGCCCGGGAUGAAAGAAGCGUGACCGUUGAUGUUAUCACCGUGUCUGCUAGCAUUAUUGGGGUUUUCAUUGCCGUGGUUGGCCUGAUUCAGGGAUACAAGUACUGGAAACAUAAUUGCAACCAUGAUUUACCGUCGGCCGCUCUUCUGGGAGCCAUACAAAACCUUAAUCCUCCACCGAACUCAAUCAUGGUAGAUGCGAAUCAAGUAUUUGGCAUAGCGUAUGCUGCCGUCCUCGUGUUCCUGCACAACGCCUUUGUUGCUGUAGCGCCGUCGUCCUCGCCAACUGCCAUCGGGAAUGAGCCAGAUACGCCGCGCGUGUAUGACCUCGAGGCGGGUGUCGUGGGCCUUCGGCGCAACCAAGAUACUGAGGUGGAGGAGGGGGAAGGUGCUGUUGCUGGUGGUGCUGCGUGUGCUAGUUGA
Molecule: messenger RNA, 1065 nt
Organism: Morchella importuna
Lineage: Eukaryota; Fungi; Ascomycota; Pezizomycetes; Pezizales; Morchellaceae
Exons: 6
Coding region: 1-1065 (354 amino acids)
Source: RefSeq, a predicted model, not a curated record